Molecule: messenger RNA, 402 nt
Organism: Cucurbita pepo subsp. pepo (vegetable marrow)
Lineage: Eukaryota; Viridiplantae; Streptophyta; Magnoliopsida; Cucurbitales; Cucurbitaceae
Source: RefSeq, a predicted model, not a curated record
AUGGAUAUUAUAGCAACCCCAUCAGCUCUAAGCUUGAAGAGGCUAUGGAGAAGAAGAAGAUACCAAAGACUAGGAAGCGGCACGGGCGCUCCAAGAUCAAGGAGCUUCCAUCUCGGGCGACUAUGGCGGAUGAGACGACGAGCUCCGAAACUACGGUUGAAAAUGGCAUCCCCAUUGAAAGUUUUAGCGAGGUUCCACGACGCAUAUGUAAAGAUGAUGACGAGGGUCGCGAAUAAUGUGGGGAAUAUGUAUGCCAUUGGAGGCUUUGGAAAUGGGAAGAGGAUACCAAAACUUGGUAAUCAAGUGUCUUUGGUUUAUUGUGGUGGGGAACAAGUUGACGCCAAGUUGGUGUUGGAAAUGUAUAACAAACUUGCUGCUUCCAAGAACUUGACCGUAGCAUAG